Acytostelium subglobosum LB1 is the source of this 1254-nucleotide messenger RNA. RefSeq lists its product as hypothetical. The transcript is spliced from 5 exons. The record is from RefSeq and is a predicted model, not a curated record. Lineage: Eukaryota; Evosea; Eumycetozoa; Acytosteliales; Acytosteliaceae. The coding region runs from base 1 to 1254 and encodes 417 amino acids.
AUGCUGGUGAUUGUGAGCGAUCAAGGUGUUGUGAUUGUCACCAAAUCAUAUCAUGGCUUUGCAGAUUCACCAAUUACCAAGCGGAGAGGCAAGCUGUCAGAUGAUGAGAAUCCAUUCAUUACCAAUAUAUCGACACCUCCACCAGCCUCACAUAGCUCGUCCAUUCCAUACCCAUUCGGCGAUGAUUACUUUGGAUUCCCCUCGCCCUUCAAAGUGGUGUCCACGCCAGUCAAGUCGGCCCACAACAACAACGUGGACAUCUACAACGCCAUGUCAUUCAUGAGUCCGCCCCACCCCGUCUCCCUGCACUCUGCAUCCACACCAAGUCACAGCAUCAACAACAAUGUACAUAAUAGUAGUAAUAAUAAUAAUAGUAGUAUGAAUGGAUCCUCAUCCAUUCCAAUGCCAAUGCCAUACCAGCACAUGGAGGAUGCAGUCACGGCAUCAACAGCGUCACAUCCACAGCCAAUCACACAUAUGGAGCUUGUUCCACCAUCAGUACCAAUGUUCCAACAACAACAACAACAACUACAACAACACCAACAAUAUGUUGACAUGUCUGGUAUCCAACAUCAUCAUCAUCAUCAGCAACACGAACAUGUUGGAUUAUUGGAUAUCAAAAAUAUGGCGUCGCCAGGAGAUGGCAGCGGUGUUGGCAACGACAAUAUCAUUCAUGUAUUGGACAACCCUAUUGACAUUGGCAAGCUCAUACCCGAGGUCUCCACACCAUCUCGUUCGCCACCGAUUGGCUACGAUGUUGAUAUCAGCAGACCACGGCCACAAUCACAGCCAUCACUCUACCGACUACUUCGAAUGUGGAUCAAUGAUGUGGCGCCAUCACCAGAAUCACUAUUAUUAAAUAUGCAAGAAGAAAACAACUCGUUCACUCUUCCACCACCUCUACCCGACUCGCCAGAUGUAGAGGAAGAGACAUCUCAGCCGAUCCAACCACGACCAUGUACUGCACCAUCCGAGUUUGAUGCAUUGAUCAGACAACAACAACAACAACAGCAGUUGCACUUUGGCGGCUAUACCAACAACAUCAACAACAACAAUAAUAACAAUAACAAUAACAAUAACAACUUCAUUGACAACAACAAUGACGUCCAGCAGCCAUCCAGUGAGUCACUGCUGGCGGAGCACAUGUCCAAUUUUAAAGCUGUAAAGAAGAGCUUCCAAAAUAACUACAAGAAGCGAAGGUCUAGAUACAAGAAUAGUAUAACAAUCCUUAACUCAAUGCUGAACCUACGGUAG